This is a messenger RNA of Anopheles coustani, 2704 nucleotides long. RefSeq names its product zinc finger protein 774-like. Gene Ontology annotation, cellular component: nucleus. Gene Ontology annotation, molecular function: DNA-binding transcription factor activity, RNA polymerase II-specific; zinc ion binding; RNA polymerase II cis-regulatory region sequence-specific DNA binding. The transcript is spliced from 3 exons. Gene Ontology annotation, biological process: regulation of DNA-templated transcription. The record is from RefSeq and is a predicted model, not a curated record. The coding region runs from base 159 to 2480 and encodes 773 amino acids. Lineage: Eukaryota; Metazoa; Arthropoda; Insecta; Diptera; Culicidae.
AAUGAUGGUAAACAAACGCAACCAAUUGGCCAAAAUAGUUCAACUUUUCAUGAAAACCUGUUCAACGAUUUAAGUGCGAUAAAUACAUGAAUUAACUUUUAUCCGUGACGGCAGAGUUAUAACAUUUUGACUUUAUUCAGUGUUCUUCGUUAGUAAAAAUGCCCCGCAAGUGUUCAGCGUCAUUCUGUAAAGUUAAUUCAGACUAUACGAAAAAACGCGGAUUGGACGUAAUUUUCCACCAUUUCCCGCUGGAAAGUGAUGUAUGCUACAAAUGGAUUGAGUUUUGCCAACGUGAUAACAAUUGGAAGCCAACGAAAAAUUCUGCACUGUGUUCUCUACAUUUCAAACGGGAAGAUUAUCAACUAGCUUACGCUCCUUUGGUGAAGAGCAAUUGCAAUUUCAGAAGAUUGACCUUUACAGCGUUUCCAACAAUCAUUAACAGAGAUGAAAUGGACGAAUGUAUGGAGAGUAUCUGCGAUACAUCAUACCAAAUUGAUCCUAUGCUUCGAAAGUAUCGUGAUCAAUUUUGCCGAACUUGCUUGAAACACUGCCCAGAUGGUUCGGGUAUUCCGGUGGAUACGCAGAUACAGAACACGACAUUGCUCGAUAUGCUUAUACAACUUACCCAGUUUGAGGCUGAACAUAAUGAUGCAUUCCCCGUCAUAUUAUGUUUGGAGUGUAAGAGCAGGUUGCAAGAAGCUUUUCAUAUACGUCGGGAGUUCAUCGCACAGUCAGAAUUGCUCGUUCAACUAGUUGCCGAAGAGAAAAUUAUGGAGUACUUCAAUAUAGAUUUUGUUAAGCCGGAUGAAACUGUUGAAUCCAAUGCGGAUGAAUAUGUCAGUUUUAUUGAUACAAAGGAAGGAUCAAGGCGAUUCCCCACCAAUUUAUUGAUAGCUGACGGUGAGUCCUAUAUUGGCCAACAACCAGACGAUACCACUGUUCUGGAGUCUCAUAAUCAUGUUGUUGAGGGCCUCUCGUCAGAAAUAUCCGAUUUGAAAGAUCAUUCAUGCUAUAACAAGGCUUGGAACCAAUAUCAUGAUCUAGACAUUGAACAUGAUGUCAAGCAGGAUUUUUUUUUAGAAGACAGCAUAGUCAAAAAGGAGCCCACCUAUACCUAUCGUAGUAGUGCUGCUGAAAUCCUGUCGGAGGAUAAUGAUGAACAAAGUAAAGAUUGGGAAAGCUAUCUUCAGCAUUACGAGCAAGAAAAACUAGCUAAAAAAAAGCUGAAAGCUGAAAUCCGACGGGCAACGAAAAGUAAACGAGAAAAGCCGGCAAAAUCUAAAACACAAAUGCUAGAGGAAGAAGCUUGGAAAAGCUUCCCUUUAACAACAUGUUACAUAUGCGACAUGAACCACGAUACGUUGACGGAGCGAGAUUUGCACAUGCAAGCACACAUUCCGAUGCUGCCAUACCAAUGUGAUGAAUGUACACAUGGAAAACAGGAAGCUGACAUGAAUAGCAGAACAGAGAAUUUAGAAAUGGUAGAACCGGUGAUACUGAAAACUUUAAAUAGAUUAAACUUUCACCUGAGAAUGCAUCGAUUGCCACACAAAUGUGGAAAUUGUUACAAGAGGUUUGGGACCGUAGCUAGAUUUAAAAAGCAUGUAGCGACCGAACAUGAAUGUGAUCCAAACGGAUUGACUUGCGAAUACUGCGGCAAGCUGUAUUCGCAUGUGAAUGCCUUCAGAAAGCAUGUUUCUACACAUCGAAAUGAGCUUAGCGGGUUGUUCAAGUGCUCAUUCUGCAAUCGUACGUUUGGUGUGAAAAGUUCCUUACAGCGGCAUGAAGCAUCCCACAAGGGCGAGAAAAAAUAUAAAUGUAUGUAUUGCGAUAAAUCGUUCAGCACAUCGUACAACCGCUUGAAUCAUCAUAGAAUUCACACCGGAGAACGACCGCAUAAGUGCUUAGAAUGUGGUCGGACAUUCUCUCAAAGUACGUCCUUGAAACUGCAUCAGCAAAAGCACUUGCCUCUCAAAGCGAGAACCUCUAAACCUUUCCCUGUUCAACGUGCCGGCAAUGGGGGAUGUUGCCCAUACCCAGGGUGUGACUAUACGGCCGUAUCGUACACCGCGAUGUUCACGCAUAAGCGCACAAAACAUCUCCCACCUUCGUUUCAUUGCGGGGUGUGCAGUAAGUCAUUUGCCUUUGAAAAAAAUCUACAUGAACAUAUGAGAUUGCAUACGGGUGAAAAACCACACACGUGUAAGCUGUGCGAUCAGAGCUAUCGGCGGUAUAGCUCGUAUCAAAGACAUUUGAAAACGCACUGUACGAACGGCAGCUACACUUGUGAGAUUUGCCAGAAAAGCUUCAAACUACCACAGUAUCUGAAGCAACACUUGCUAACCCAUUCAUCGGAACGGAAGUAUUGCUGCGAUAUCUGCGGCACCAGCUACAAGUCAAAGGGAGAUCUGAAGAAGCAUACUCAGCAAAAACAUAGUAAACAUAGUACAGACAUGAUUGUAUCGCCAGAAGAAGUGUGAGCAGAAGAAAAAUGUGUAAUAACGGUGCAAAAUGGAGGGCAAACCUAACAUGCUUUCAAUUAAACAAUAAAUUUACAGAAAAGUGGACUUUGAUUUCGGUGAUGGUUUUGAGAACAUACAUUUAUUCAAUCAACAACUGUUCUACGUGCACUACGAAUUAGGACAAUGAAUCAAGGUUAAUUUAACCGAGCUUUGAGUCAGGAACGCACUGCUUUGUUCCAGUA